GAUGUAGACAUUGAUGAGGUCCUGCGAGUCGAAUGCGUGAACUUGGCCUUGGCAGGCAGCCACGUUGGAUGGGGGGAGGACGGGGAGGAACCUAGACCACGCGUCCGUGAGGACAAACACCGCCCACUGAAGUGCAGGGUCGAGCGACAGGGGAAACACAGACUUAAAGAUGCUGGGGGCGUUCGACUGGGUCUUACCAAAGCGAUGCAUGCUGACGCGGCCACGGGGGCCGGUGAGUCAGAGCGGCUGUGUCAGCGGAGCCCGAGCUGUGCCAUGCACUGCCAUCCCAUCUAA
This is a messenger RNA of Postia placenta MAD-698-R-SB12, 294 nucleotides long. RefSeq lists its product as hypothetical. The record is from RefSeq and is a predicted model, not a curated record. NCBI's taxonomy places the organism in Eukaryota, Fungi, Basidiomycota, Agaricomycetes, Polyporales, Adustoporiaceae. The annotation marks the transcript as partial. The transcript has 4 exons.